AUGCUGAUGUCCCCGUUUCCACUGCAGGUGCUAGUGAAUAUCGGAAGCAACUUCGACUCGGAAAGAAGCACUUUUAUAUCGCCCAGGAAAGGGAUUUACAGUUUUAAUUUUCACGUGGUGAAAGUGUACAACAGGCAAACGAUCCAGGUGAGUUUGAUGCUAAAUGGGUGGCCAGUGAUUUCUGCCUUUGCAGGGGAUCAAGAUGUGACCCGAGAAGCUGCCAGCAAUGGAGUCCUGAUUCAAAUGGAGAAAGGAGACAGAGCUUAUCUAAAACUGGAGAGAGGAAACUUGAUGGGAGGCUGGAAGUAUUCAACGUUCUCUGGAUUUCUGGUGUUCCCUCUUUAAAUAACUUAUUAUCUGAACAGAGAGAAAGCAGCAAGUCAGAAUUUCUUACAAAUUCCCAAAUUGUAGCUGGGUAUGUAAAGCCUUGGACAGCAAACUUUUUACAUUCAAAUAUUAAAGAAGCUAAAUCCUGCUUAGGUUUGUGUACAUCUGCUUUGAAGAAUUAUUUUUGUUGUUGCAGCCAACAUAUAGGAAAUACUAUAAUUGAUCAUAUCUCCAUUUAUUCCUCUCCUCCCAAAUUAGUUAAAAUCUGUGUAUCACUGGUGUAAUUUGCCAUCAUAUCUCCCAAUGAUUCCCGUAUCAUACUAUGAUACCUCCAGUAUUUACACUGCUCUUCAUAUUUUGUAGUUUUGUUUUUAAAACAUGUUAUUCUUGACUCUUUAUCUGAGUUUAACUUUAGAAAGGCAAAGUAUUUUUGAGUACAGAGAUGCCUCGAUGAGAGAGAAAAUGCAAAUCUUGCUGUGUACUGGCUGGCAAAAGUUUAAAAGAGAGAGAAAUUUAUACAUGAAGAACUAUUCACAGUCAAGGCUGACUAGAGUAUUUCAAUAUUUCUAUGUAAUUCUGAGUGAUUGUGGAAUAUAAGGCUGCUAAAUGUUUUGAUGCUUGUUUAGCUCUUGUAAAAUGUGGCCCAACUAAACUCCAGGAAGUAUAUCGAACUUUUACUAUUAUUCUGUAAUAUAGGUGUGAAUAUCAAAAAUUAAUUUUUGCUUUAAUUCAAUAAAGUUUAAAUGGGACUUUUAUUAUUCUUAAACAGAAAAUAAGUUUUCUCAAUGGGAAUAUUAGCCUCGUAUCAGGCUUACAAAAAGUUUAGGAAGCUGCAGGAGCAAACAGUUGUAAUAGUGAUGAGCUGGACAAUAAGUGAAACAAAAUGUAAUUUUGAAGCUAGCUUGCCUUGUUAUAUUUUCCCCCCUUUGCAACUGUUACUCGCGCCUUUUUCCGCCGCCUCUAGCGCUGUAUCCUGGUUGUGUUGCGCACUGUUUCAAAUUGGGUUAAAAUAAUUAAUUUCAUCUGAUCGUCAUCAACCAAACUCAAUUUAAACUCUGAGGUUCAGAUUUCCCUAGUGAUAAAGUACCCCAAAUAUGAGAAACAUGCAAACCAAACUAAGCUAUGGCUGAGAAAUCGCCCACACAAUCGUAGAUCUAUAUUGUUUAUACCAUUGUCUGUAUUAUAUUCUAUAAAUCAAAUCUCAUUUUAUACAGCCGUCUAAAAAUCUUACAAUGUAUACUUCAAGGCUAGUAUUAUUUAUUUGCUAGUAUUAUUUUGUUUACAGUCUUUGAAAUAUGUAAAUGCUAUAAUUUUGAAGUACUCAAAGAGAAUACUACUUUUAUUAAAAAGGUACGUAAAGGAUUUUGAUUGUAUGGAAACCUAAUGUGAAAUAAACCAGUGUAAUAAACAAAUGGACUUUUUUUGA
Messenger RNA from Pelodiscus sinensis (Chinese soft-shelled turtle), 1753 nucleotides. Lineage: Eukaryota; Metazoa; Chordata; Testudines; Trionychidae. The record is from RefSeq and is a predicted model, not a curated record.